Molecule: messenger RNA, 330 nt
Organism: Cooperia oncophora
Lineage: Eukaryota; Metazoa; Nematoda; Chromadorea; Rhabditida; Trichostrongylidae
Source: the annotation of a GenBank genome assembly
AUGAGCGACAUGAGAAGAGCGGAUUCUCCUUCUGCAUACUAUUGUUGGACUUUUGCUGUUGAGCAGAUAGAUGAGGAGAAACGCUCGCAUACAAUUGAUGUGCUGGUGAGGAAUAGCGUGAAGAACUUCGAAUUAUCGACAGCUGUUUCAUCUAAAACACCCUUAUUUCCUCCUUCUUCUCCAGCAAAUAUUGCAGACGAUAGCGUGUCGAGAGAAGACAGACCUCGACCGCGUCCGUAUUUCCCCGUCGUCAAAUUUCCGAAUAUGCUUGACGUGAAUUUUCGGCGACGACCCGGUACAAAAACGGUAUCCAUCAUUUCAUUGCGCUAA